Saccostrea echinata is the source of this 1572-nucleotide messenger RNA. RefSeq lists its product as uncharacterized. The record is from RefSeq and is a predicted model, not a curated record. Lineage: Eukaryota; Metazoa; Mollusca; Bivalvia; Ostreida; Ostreidae. The transcript has 3 exons. Bases 1 to 1572 code for a protein of 523 amino acids.
AUGCGCGGGGUUCUCUGCGUGUUAUUAUUCGGGGUGUUUCUGCCAUUUUCGGGUGCUCAAAGGUUCCGUGGGUCGAGGCGGAUAAUUCGGAGGCUUGAUUUAGGCAGACCUUCUCUGGAUUUUUCAGUAGCAGGCGGUCCCGAAACAGUGCUUGGAAAUCGACCCUCGACUUUUGACUCGGUCCCUAUUGAAACUGUAAGAAGUGUUCGGGUUCGGAAUGCUCGACCUCGGUCCGGAUUGAAAAUUCACUCUGGUGGGACUUUUAAUGACCUUGGAAGAUCAGAUAGUGUCGUAAACUCAAGAGGUUUUCAAUUAAGCAGUGACUCUAUAGAUCGCAGGAGGUCCUUUUUUUCUAGCAUUAACAAUGUGCAACAAGAAAUUACAAGAUCAAGACCAUCUACAGUAAUUAAUUCACGAAAAGUUCAAUCUGGCUUUCCGGAACGGCAAACAGGAAAUGACGUCAGAAAUCAACAAUCAGCGCAAGGGAAUCAUAUAGUUAGAGAGAUGCAACUAUUAAACUCUUUACUUAAGGAACAAAGUUCGUCUAUAAAUUCUGGUGUUGAGCGUGGACGAGAUCAGUCAAGCCGCACUCGUGGACUCACUGAGUUCGGUACUUUGUCCAGUGAUGUCCAAGGAAAUGUGAAUGACCGUCAUCUUACCCUUACCCCAGAAUCCUCUCGUUUGUCAUCAGUCCAGAGUGGUUCUCAAUUUCAACCAAAAAUCGUGGUUCUACGAAACCAGAACUCCGCUAAACCAUUGAAUGUUCAGAUCGGGAAUACACGGGUUGAAGUACUUGGUGACCAGCGAGACCCUAGCUCACAGCACUUGAUUCAGACACUUCGAGAUACCCUGGUAUCCUCAGGAAGCAGAGUUAAUAAUAAUCAAGUAAACUCAAUACCUAACAGUUUUCCGAACGCUAAUCAAAAUGUUCCAAAUAGUAGCUCUAUUCAAGACCUUCUCAACCAACUCCAGACAGCUUCGGUUACAUCAGCACAAUCUAACGCAAAUCACAAUGACCCGAACACAAAAUUGAUGCAUGAUCUUAUCAAUCAACUCCAGGGUUCCUCAGGUUCCUCUACACACUCUAACAGUAAUCACAAUUCUAUUGCUGCAGCUCUUCCGGGUCCUGCUAUAAUUAAUAACGCUCGGCUUCCUGUGACAACCACAGCUUCACCAGUUCCCAUGGUAACCACCCCUUUGACUCCUUCAGAAGCACUAAGGCAGAUUCUAGGACCUGGUGUGUCCGAUACGUUAGUGAAACAGAUGGCACAGGAUAUACUUCCGCCGGAACUACAGAGACUGGAUGCCAUUUUGACAGGUCAAGGUCAAACAUCAAAUACCAUCAAUAAAAAUACAAACACCGGAUUUUUAAAAAUAGGAAACCAGACACAUACUUUCGAUGUAGGCAGUACUAAAAAGAUAAAAAUAAUACAUGACAAACAUGGUCCACGUGCAUCUGUGACGUCAGUAAAUAACGGAAGUGGAAUUAUAAGACACUCCAUGGUCACGGAAGAGCCAUUGGAAUAUGAUGAAAUUUUAUUACGAAAAGUGCUGCAGAAAAUGAAUGGUUGA